UCCCAUCUCUCUGUCUUCUCUCGUCUCUCUCUCAUUUAUCCCAUUUCUAUUUGUGCUGACAACCGCCAUUUCUAUGAUUUAAAGGCCUUCCUCAUCAGGUACUUGAACCUGUAUCUUUCUAUGCACGGACAGUUCUAUUGCCAUUAUUUUCCCCCCUUUUUUAAUUGAUUGCAUGAAGGAGCCAGAUUUGCAUUUUAACUAAUGGCGGAAGGUGUUUAUUGGUAAUACAAUCUGAUUCGAGGAGCAUUUUAUUGAAAGUGAUUUUCUGGGCAUUUGUUUUUCUAAUUUUCAAAAUAAUGACAGAAGCUGACCGUGAAAUAAUAAAGCCUGAGAUGCUAAGGGCUCAUGUGUGGCUUCAAACUUCUGAUGGUUCAAUACUACAAGUGGAACAAGAGGUUGCCAUAUUUUGUCCCUUCAUAUGUCAUGAAAUACAAUCAGGCACAGGAUCUUUGAAGUGUUAUCCCAUCUCCCUUCCUUCACGGGUCAAUCCUCUUAUGUUGAGCUUGAUUCUUGACUACUGCCGGUUUCAUCAAGUACCAGGGCACUCUAACAAGGAGAGGAAAUCCUUUGAUGAGAGGUUUGCUCGAAUGGAUACUAAACGGCUUUGUGAGCUGACUUCUGCUGCUGACAGUCUUGAACUGAAGCCAUUGGUAGAUCUCACCAGUCGUGCACUUGCACGGGUGAUUGAGGGCAAGACUCCUGAAGAGAUUCGAGAGAUAUUUCACCUGCCUGAUGAUCUCACAGAGGAAGAAAAAUUGGAGCCCAUAAAAAACACAAUGGACGAUCCUCGGAUUCGGUUAUUAAAUAGAUUGUAUGCCCGAAAGAGGAAAGAGUUAAAAGAAAGAGAGAGACUAAAGGUGAUACAUUAUUACUUAAUGUACUUCGUUAUUAACCUCCAGUGUUUCUUAAGGUUUUUAUGUGAUGAGUGUAAAUUGGUUCCACCUCCAUCACAUACAGCUAGUGAUGUUGGAAAUCAAAAAUCAAAACAAUACUUGAGAGAUAGGGGUGUCACUGUAAUACUGAGUUACUCCAGGGAUGUUGGUAUUUGUAACUAUACUUGUGAAGUUGAAAUUUCUGAUCUUUUCUUCUAUGGAAUAGACUUUUUGGUUGGUGGGAUUAGUAAUGUACGGUUAUUUGGAAAUAGUUAUGAUUCAAAGAAUAUACUUGUGCUAAAUUUAGUAGAUAGAAUCAAUUUUUUAGGUUUUAAUUGUUAUUAUGGAUUUUAUGGUACUGGUCAUCUACUUAAACUGCUACAUCUUGCAUCUGCUUUGCUCGUUUGUGGAGACUUAAAUACACAUGGAUUUGUGUUUGCAGAUUCUAAGGGGACUACAACUUCUAAAAAUAAAAAGAAGAACCGCAGGAGGAAAGACCAUCAGAAGACUGCUCCUUUGAAUUGCUCUAGUUGUUCAAAUGGCACCUUUUUGAGCAAUUCUGUAGAUGUAAGUAAGAAGGAAUCAAAUAAGAUGGAUUCUGUAUGCAACAACCGUAUGGUUCGUGGCAAUAUUCUGCCUAAUCUUGGUAACACAACAGAGUUGCUGGACACUGGAAAUGCCAGAUUUACACCUGAAGAGGAGUUUGAUGAUUGUGAUUUAGAUGAUGAUAUUGACCCUGCUUUGAAAGAAGAAAUUGAUAGGGAAGUUGCAGACUUUGCUAGAAGAUUGAACUCAGAUUGGCCCGAAAGACUGCAAGAAAUUCUCUCUCUGGGUAGUGAGAGAAGUCAAUUACCGUUGAGUAGGAAUGGAAAUGGUACCUAGAGGAGAUUUACAAGUGCCUCUAUUUCUCUCAUGUUCAUUUCUUUGAGUAAUUUUACUCUUUAUCUAGCAAUGAACCAAACGGAAGGAAAGGAUUGAUAUAUUCAACCCCAAAUUCUUUGAAAAUAAGCUUAAUUUGUUGUUGUAUCUGAUUUUGUUUUUUUUUGGUGUUAAGUUCCUAGAUCUGUCCUUUGGAGUUAAGGUAUAUACAUUUUGAAGAGUGUUAUGGUUUUGUCAAAUAAUCCACACUCUGGCUUAUUAGAUACUUGAUAUUCUCAUACUAAGAAUCUUCUUCUACUCUUUUGUGGGAUUGAUCAUUGAAAAUUUUCGUUCUUUGUAUUUUGUCCUCAUGACAGGAGACCAGCAUCAGAAAUGGUCCUGAAUCCACGUCAACUUCAAAGUGGGCUCUGGUCAGAACAAUUUUGGUCACUUCAUGCCCAACUUUUUUGAGACAGAGAUCCAAACGAAAGCUUGUUCUGGGUGGAUAAUUGGAUCCAGCAUCGAGAAGAGUUGGUAACAUACAUUGGUGGAUUUACAUUCAAGACUAACAACGAUUUUGACCGUGUUCUGAGAUACUCAGUUUUGAUGAUAAAAGGUCGAUCUCGUGUACCUUUAGUGAACAAAAUAAAGAAAAGAAUAUUUCAACAUGAGCCAAUUUUGUCGAACACAGUUUUCUCCUUUUUGGUGCCGGGCAGGCUGGUGAUGGGGAUCCCAUAAAUCCCGAGUCAAGAGACUUCAAAUUGUGGAAGGUUUUCUGAUGUAACCAUAGAAUGUUCCAUGCGUUUUUUCCCCCUGUAAUAGUAUCUUUAGUCACAGUUAGGAUCAGAUUUCUUGUUGUGUAGACGUGUUGCAGCUACAAAUUGUAGUAUUGCAAGAAUUUCAAUUUUCUUUGAAUGAGAUUUGGUUCAAAUUUACCAUUUUAUUUUAUUA
Molecule: messenger RNA, 2681 nt
Organism: Olea europaea var. sylvestris
Lineage: Eukaryota; Viridiplantae; Streptophyta; Magnoliopsida; Lamiales; Oleaceae
Product: SKP1-like protein 21
Exons: 11
Coding region: 297-1754 (485 amino acids)
Biological process (GO): SCF-dependent proteasomal ubiquitin-dependent protein catabolic process
Cellular component (GO): cytoplasm; nucleus
Molecular function (GO): cullin family protein binding
Source: RefSeq, a predicted model, not a curated record